AUGGCGAGGAGGCCGCGUGAGCGCCGUCGCAAGCCGGACGCGUGCGGAGAGUGCGUGCAGGCGGACGAGGAGGAUCCGCCCUCGACACACGCCCUCGACACGCUCAAGGGCUGCACCGACGGGCGCAGAGUCGCCUCUGGAGCUGCCCUCGCGCGCCCGUGCGCAGAAGGGGCAAGGGCCGUGCUGGAGCGAUGCAGGAGGAGGCGAAGCGGCGGAUUCGGAGCGAGCGAGCGCCUCCUCCUCGCGGCUCGACUUUGUCGCUUCGAGGAUGUCCGCCUCGGUCUCGCGCUCGAGAGCGCGCAGCUCGUGCAGCAUGGCGGUGUGGCAGUGGAGCAGAGCGGUGCAAAGGAGCGGGGCAGCUUCGCCUUCGAGUCGGAGUCUGUGCACAGUCCUCGCCGAGCGGUUUCUCGAGUCGGGAUGGAGCCUGGCACCACUCCUCUCGCCGACGCGCCGGUCGUGCACCCACCGCACCUGCACCCUCGCGCCAAGAAGCUCCCCCUCUCGCGCAACUCGCCCUCGCCGCCGCCCUCGCUCGACCUCGGCACCCCCUCGUCCUCCGCCAUGCUCGAGGUCUCGCACGACUACGACGCCGACGCGUCCGACACGGACGAGCCGCACGAGCGCCGCAAGGGGCGCGGUCUCGAGGUCAAGGGCACCAUGGCCGCCGUCGCCUCGCCGCGCUCGCGCUCGCCCGCCUCGCUCCUCUGGGGCGAGUCCGGGUGGCAUGCCGGCAGCUUCUCGUUCCCUUCGCUCGCCACCGUCGCCGCCGCCGCCGUCGCCGCCGAGUCGCCGACGCCGCACGCCUCGCCCGACCAGCACUUCCACACGCCGUUCUCGCUCGAGGACCUCGGCGUCCAGGCCCAAGUCGGCGGCGACCAGGUCAAGGCGGGCCAGAUCGACCACGAGGACGACGGCCCGCAGGCGUCGAACUCGUCCGCCGACGUCGUCCACCAGGCGGCGGCCACGGCGGCUCCCGUCCACCCGACCCGCAGCAAGAAGCUCACGCCGACCGCCGAGCCGUUCUCGCCCAGGGCCACCACCUUCACGCCUGUGUCGCCGCGCCCCGACGUCCCUCGUCUCGGCAUCAGCACGGCCCUGAGCCGCUAUUCGUUCCCGGCGGCGCACGCCUACAACGACGAGGCGAGCGUCGCGAGCUCGCCCGUCGACCCGCACACGCCGUCGUCGGCGCCGCUCCGCCACUGGUCGCUCAGCAGCAGCACGAGCAGCCGCUCGCAGUUCGACUACGACGGCCACCUCCUGUCGCAGGGCGCCAAGUACACGAUCGCCGACGAGAUCCUCCAGCUCCAGUCGGCGCCGCUCGGCCGCCGCAUGCUCGACUCGGACGACGACAUGGAGGUCCUCGCCGACGUCGACGAGCUCGAGACGGGCGCGAUGCGCAUGCGCGCCGCGAGCGAGGACCUCGGCCUCUCGAGCGCCGCCGGGCACUGGCGCCACCCGCAGUCGUACGGCGGGCGCCCGGUGCGCUCCGCCAACGGCGCCAGCUUUGCGCACGCGCGCAGCUCGAGCAUCGCGUCGUCGUCCGACAGCAGCUUCUACUCGCCGACGGCGGUUCGCCCCGUCUUUGCCCGCGCUCAGACCGCGGCGCAGCUCAAGACGUACUUUGGCGCGCCGCAGGACGACCCGUCCUCGGUCCACCUUCCCGACGACCACGACGCGUACCUGCCUCUCUCGCCGGCGGCGAGCGUCAGCGGCGUGUCGUACCGCAGCUCGCAGGCGAGCUUCGGCGGCACCUACCCUCCUCUCGCCCACCCCGAGCCGUUCAACCUCACUCGCGACGACGCGCUCUACCUCGAGGCGCGCGACCUGUUCGUCGAGUCGACGUGCACGUCGCUCACGACGCCCGUCACGGACGAGCACCUCGACAAGAUGGCGCAGCACUUCGACCACGCCAUGGACCAGUUGCACCCGCUCGCGACCCUGUUCGGCCUGUCGCAGGACGCCGCCGACCGCCUCCUCGCCGACCCGGACAACAGCGGCGUCGACGACGUCGUCCUCAAGGUCGCGGCCAUGAUGGGCCGCCAGCAGCAGUUGGCGAGCACGCAGCGCUCGGCCAUGGGCGUGCCCCUUCCCGGUCCGAGCCCGAACAACCGCAAGACCGAGCUGUACAAGACCGAGGGCUGCCGCAGUUGGGACGAGCUAGAGUGGUGCAAAUACGGCGAGAAGUGCCAGUUUGCGCACGGCAUCCGCGAGCUGCGCUACGCUCCCCGUCACGCCAAGUUCAAGUCCGAGAUCUGCCGCACCUUCUGGGAGGACGGCGCGUGCCCGUACGGCAGACGCUGCUGCUUCAUCCACGCCGCUCCCGACGGCACGGCGCCGUCGUCGCCGAGCGCGUCGCGCAAGGGCUCGACGGCGAGCAGUCGAGCCCAGAGCCCGGGCCCGCACGGCCGCAUGACCUCGACGGCCGUCACGACGGCGCCGUCGCGCACGUUCGGUCCGGCCCUGUCCGAGCUCCUUGGGAGCGCGUCGCACUCGUCGUCGUCGUCGGCGGCGCAGAGCUCGCCGGUCGAGGCCCGUGCGCCCCUUCCCGGCGGCUCGUCGUCCUCGUCUUCGACCGGCUCGUCGUUCGAGACGUCGACGCUGUUCGGCCUCGGGAUCCGCGAGCGUCCCGGCCAGGCGCCGGCGACGUACAGGGACGCGCCGCAGAGCCGCCUGCAGCGCCUCGCGAGCCUGAGCGCGCACGGCUCGAGCUCGUCGCUCGCCUCGCUCGGCGCGCCGCUCGGACCUCGCGGGUCCAUCUCGUCGUUCGGCUCGGGCGCGCCUCGCGGCUCGACGGCGUCGCUCGGUUCGCUCGCGUCGCCCUCGUACGCGGCGGCGCGCCCGAACAAGCAGGGUCCGGUCUCGCCGCCGUCGGCCUCGUCGAGAAGGUUCUUCACGGGCGCGUCGCACGCCCGCCAGGACAGCGCGGCGUCGUUCAUGUCGUCGGGGUCGUCGGCCGCCGCGCCGCUGUCGCCGUUCCUCGCCCGCAACGACUCGUCGUCGAGCCUGUCGAGCGCCGCCGCGUCGCCGAUGCUCCACCGCGUCGGCGGCGACUGGCUCUCGGGCACGGCGCACGGCGCCAUGUCGGCCGCGUACGGCAAGGGGGCCCUCGAUUGGCCCGAGAUCGAAGAGCUGUGCCUCGACGACCCGCCGGCGCCGACGGGCUCGUCGCUCCACGGUCGCGCCUGA
This is a messenger RNA of Rhodotorula graminis WP1, 3186 nucleotides long. RefSeq lists its product as uncharacterized. The coding region runs from base 1 to 3186 and encodes 1061 amino acids. The record is from RefSeq and is a predicted model, not a curated record. NCBI's taxonomy places the organism in Eukaryota, Fungi, Basidiomycota, Microbotryomycetes, Sporidiobolales, Sporidiobolaceae. The transcript has 6 exons. Gene Ontology annotation, molecular function: mRNA binding; metal ion binding.